This is a messenger RNA of Geodia barretti, 888 nucleotides long. Lineage: Eukaryota; Metazoa; Porifera; Demospongiae; Tetractinellida; Geodiidae. The record is from the annotation of a GenBank genome assembly.
AUGUUACGGAAAGCCAUCAUACCCGCUGCCGGUCUGGGGACGCGGUUUUUACCGGUUACCCGGUCGGUGCCGAAGGAACUGCUGCCCAUUCUGGACCGCCCGAUGUUGCAAUACGUGGUCGCGGAGGCUGCAGAGGCUGGGAUCACCGAGGUUAUAGUCAUAACGUCGCCCGGGAAAGAGGGUAUCGCCGAGUAUUUCCGGCCCCGGCCUGACCUGGAGCAGCGGUUGGCUGAUGACGAGCAUUUGUUGAGUCGGGUACGCUCGGGCACCGACCUGGCGGACGUGUCAUUUGUGAUUCAGGAAGAACCGCUGGGCCUGGGCCAUGCGGUCCUGACGGCUCGGGACGCCGUGGGGGACGAACCGUUUGCGGUGAUACUGCCCGACGACAUCAUCGCUAAUACCCCGGGGGCGCUGGCCCAGAUGCUGGCGGCAACCGCCGAGCAGUCGGGCAACGGUGAGUCCGUGGCCGCGGUGGCCGUGGAACGGUUGCCGUGGGAGGUAGUCCACAACUACGGGGUGGUGGAUGCUGAUCCGGACGGGGAGCGUCGGCACCGGGUGAAGGGGCUGGUGGAGAAACCGCCGCCGGGCACUGCCCCAUCCAACCUCUCCAUAGUGGGUCGGUACAUCCUCCCGCCGCAGGUAUUUGAGUGCCUGGAACGCACGCCGCCCGGAGCCAGGGGCGAAAUCCAGUUGACGGACGGUCUGGCGCUGUUGAUGGAAGACUUUCCCCUGUACGCCUGCGAGUUUGAGGGCAUCAGAUACGACGGCGGAAACCCGAUUGGGUUGUUGAGGGCGUCGCUGGAACACGCCCUGGCGCGCGAGGACACCAAAGCGGCGGCUGCUGAGCUGGUGCGGAAGUUGGCGGCCGGCCUUGAUCCGGUGGCAUAG